This is a messenger RNA of Striga asiatica, 435 nucleotides long. The record is from the annotation of a GenBank genome assembly. NCBI's taxonomy places the organism in Eukaryota, Viridiplantae, Streptophyta, Magnoliopsida, Lamiales, Orobanchaceae.
AUGAGCAUCAACAUAAGGACAACAGUUGCAAGCAACCUCAAAAACCCGCCCAUAUUCUCAGUCUGCAAAGCUAAUAAAAAGAAGGCCAACAUGUAUAUUGAAAACGAGAAGGAAAACCAGAUACAAUUAGGGGUCCGCUCACAGGCACUCAUAGAUUAUCUUACUCAAAGGAGGAGGAAAAGCAAGCCUCUCGACUCCUUGAGUAGAGCUCUCCGGGAUAUCCAUGUGAUCAUCCUCUUCAUGGUCAUAGGCUUCUUCCUCCUCAACACUCGGGUGCUCCUCAACUCUUUGCCGAACAUUCCUUUGCGAGCCACCGACCGCCCGUCCAAAUUCCGCUUGCACCUCAUUGAUGGUGGCGGAAUGCGUCUCGCUCACCAUCUUAAUAUUUGUCACGUCGUUGACACUCUCGAUUGUGGUCAAAUGGGUGUUCGGUAA